CGAUUUGAUUAUAGACAAGCGAUUUCCGUCAGUCCCGUGAGAAGUCGCUAUUUCGGUUCUUAGCAAGGCAACAUUAGACAACAUGUCCGUCUCGCGGGAGAGGAAAGCGUGUCAAUUAUUAGUGCUUCAAUUUUUUAGCGUUUACAACUGGACAAAUGGCACCUGUGUCGAAUUAGCCGCACAAAAUUGAUUUACAGCGUUGAGGAAAAGAAAAUGAGUUUCUCUGUGAAGAAGACCGGCGGUAGAAUGUGGCACGAGGCACGCAAGCAGGAAAAGAAGAUCCGCGGUAUGCUGGUCGAUUACCGUCGCAGAGCGGAACGUAGAAGAGACUAUUACGAGAAAAUCAAAUCAGAUCCUACUCAGUUUCUGCAGCUACAUGGUAGACCAUGUAAGAUACACUUGGAUCCGGCAAUAGCUGCUGCAGGUGACAGUCCUGCAAACAUGAUGCCAUGGCAAGGCAAUGAUGACAAUCUUAUAGAUCGGUUUGAUGUUCGGGCACAUUUGGAUUGGAUACCGGAACCGGUAGACACUAUCGACGUUGAUAUUGCUCUGACAAGUGAAGACAGACAUAUCAAUUAUGAGCGCUACCGUAUAAUUGUGCAAAAUGAGUUUUUAAGCGUAACCGAAGAAAAGUUUCUUCAUCAAAUACAUUUAGAAGAACAGUUUGGUUCAUCGACAAAGUUGGAUGCUGCAAAAGAUAAGAAGAAAUCUGCUAAUAACGCUGCCAUCGGAUAUAAUUAUGAAACAGAAGAGCCAAUACCCGAACCGGUAAAAACAGUAGACCCAGUUAUAUCAGAGGAGAAGGGAGAUGAUGAAGACAGCGAUAUAGAUUUAGACAUAUGCGUGGAUGUAUCUCAAAUAGAACCAUCUCAGGCACACGAGAUGAAUUUAGUAGCUCAAAAAUAUGGACUUUUAGGUGCUGAUUACUUUAGCUUUUUAACCCAAGAUUUUGAAGAAGCUGAAACCUUGCGACAAGCCCGUAAGCAAGAGGAAGAGAAAGCUAUGUACUCGGGUCGACGGUCGCGUAGAGAAAGACGUGCAUUCAGAGAAAAGAAGAUGAUAGGCCGUGUUAUGAGUCCGCCUAGUUAUGCAGCUAGGGAAAGCCCGGAGUAUAAUCCUUACAGAAAAUCCUCUUCCAAGUCGCGAUCGCGGUCCACAUCACCUGUAAAUACGGGACAGAUUACUUACAUCACAAGCUUUGGCGGGGAAGAAGAAACUCAUGGUAGCACAUCACAUGUGUCUUCGUCGAAUUCAAGAAAAGUCAAUUAUUCGUAUCUCAGACGGCGGAGAUCGGAUAGUCCUACUUUCAAUGAUAAAACUGUUAGUAAAAAAAAUUCAAAGUCCAGAUCGAGAAGCUGUUCACGUUCCGUUAGUAGGACUAAGUCGUAUAGGACACGUGAUAGGAAGCGAAGUGGAUCUAGGAUGAGAUCUAGACGAACACGCUCGAGACCUCGGAAGUAUACGAGAUCCCGUACAAGAAGUCGCUCCAGACGAUCACGAACGCGAAGUAAAUCACGGUCGCAUUGUAGAAGUAUCAGCCGAUCUCGAUCUCGUUCAGUUUCUCGUUCGAGGUCUAGAUCACGCUCGCAUUUGAAGAGAUCAAGGAGUUCAUCUUCUAGCAGCAUAUCAAAAUCAAGAUCGAGGUCUAAAUCGCGUCACAGGAGCCAUUCUAGAGACAGCUAUCGAAAAAGACGCUAUUCGUUGUCGAAGUCAAGAUCCAAGUCUCGCUCGAGAUCAAAGUCUCCAUCAAGAUCCAGAUCGAGAUCGAGAAGUCAAUCUAGUUGUAAACGAUCGCGAAGUGAUGAUAAUAAAACGCCAGCACUGCCUAGGUAUUAUGGCCGACGUGGAAAAUCGUCAAGUCUUGAACUAGAAUUAUCCGAUAACGAAGAAAAGUCCGGUCCAGCAGCAUCGAAGACACCGAUAAAUACAAGCGUGAACAAGCCAAAAGCAGGGUUAAGUACAAAUUCUGGUGGCGGACACAAAUCGUUGAAAAUUACACCUCAGGAGCGGCUUAAGAAGAAAAUGCAAGCCCUAUUAAACAGGCAGUAUAAAGCUGACAAGAAGGCUGAGCAGUUGAGAAUCGAGAAGAUGGAGCAGCAGAGACAAGAUCGAGAAGACGAGAUUCGAGAAAUGUCUUUGAAACUCCGUAGAAAACAGAGGGAACGAAGACAUCGUUACGAAGGUCAUAGUUCUGACACGCGGUCUUCUGUGUCUCGUACACCAAGUCCGAGCCGUAGUCCAAGGCAUCAUACCGUACGUCGCGAUAGGCGAGACACGGAUGGUGAUCGCGAGCGGGAUAGGGAGAGAGACAGGGACAGGGAGAGAGAUCGACGCGAUGAUCGCGAUCGGAUGAGUGAUACUUGUGCUAGUGGUGAGAAAAUAGAUGAAAGUGGACCUGGAUUAAGAGAAUUUAUCAACAAUGCAGAAAAUACAUUUCAAGGAGAGAUUUCUAGCACUGCUAUUGUGCAGGAUGUUGAAGUAUCAAUAAUGAAAUAUUUAAUCCAAUGGAGUGAUCAAAAUAUAGCUGAUGUUAUUCUGACCACUGGCGGCACUGGAUUUUCCGAGAGAGAUGUUACGCCUGAGGCAACUAAAAGAGUUAUCCAUAAAGAAACUCCUGGACUGUCUUUAAAUAUGUUAAUGUCGAGCCUAAAAAUAACUCCAAUGGCGAUACUUUCUCGAGCUAUAUCCGGAAUACGUUAUAAGACACUGAUUAUUAAUUUGCCCGGUUCUCACAAGGCUGCAAUAGAGUGCUUGACUGCAAUCGCACCUGUAAUUCCGCAUGCAGUAGAUUUAAUUUUGGAUAAUAAAGCAAAAGUUAAAGAUACACAUAACAUUUUGCAACAUAAUAUUGGGACUUGUUUGCAUCAUGUUUCUUAUACAGAAAAUCCAAUGAGUUUCGAGAAUGUGACAACACGCCUUAGAGAAUCCUCAUUUCCUAUGAUAUCUGUGGCGGAAGCACUGCGCAUAAUACGCUUUGAGAGUAGUACAAAGGAUAUAAAGGUGGAAAUCGUGAAUCUGAAAGAGGCUUAUGGUAGGAUAUUAUCAGAAGAGGGCAUAUGUUCCAAUUGUGAUUUGCCACCAUUCAGAGCUUCCAUGAAGGACGGAUAUGCGGUGUUAACAAGUGAUGGAAAAGGCAAAAGAACAGUAUUGUGUGGUGUGAAAGCAGGAACUGCACCCACUUUGGUGUCUCUUAAAUCUGGCACUUGUGUACGGGUGAAUACUGGAGCGCCCAUUCCUGAUGAAGCAACAGCUGUUGUACAAGUUGAGGAUACAAAGCUAGUGUCAAAGAGUUCUGAUGGGAUAGAGGAAGAAGAAAUUGAGAUAAUGAUUGAACCGAAAAAAGGACAAGAUAUUAGACCUAUUGGAUGCGAUAUAAAAAAGGGAAGCUCAGUGUUAAAUCCGUUCACAAGAAUUGGGCCGGUGGAAGUAGGACUACUAGCGGCCUGUGGCUACAAACACGUUGCAGUUACUUUACUUCCACGUAUAGGUAUAUUGUCAACUGGAGAUGAGUUACAACAACCUGGAGAGCCUUUAAAACCAGGGCAGGUCUAUGAUAGCAACAGAAUAAGUCUAAUCUCAUUAUUAAAAGAAAAUGGUUUCGAUUCCUUGGAUUUCGGAAUUGUAACUGAUAACACGAUGGACAUGAUAAACAAAAUCAACAUAGCUUUAGGAAAAGUAGAUGUACUUGUGACAACAGGGUCUGUAUCAAUGGGCGAUAGAGAUCUAUUGAAGCCUAUUUUAGAGACCAUUUUUAAGGCUACUAUACAUUUCGGACGCGUAAAUAUGAAGCCAGGAAAGCCAACGACAUUUGCAACGUGCACAAUCUUAGGUAAAAAAAAAUUUAUCCUGUGCCUGCCGGGAAAUCCAGUGUCUGCUCUUGUUACCGCACAUUUAUUCCUCUUACCCCUUGUGAAUGAGCUACACUUUAAUGAUUCAGAACCAAUCAUAAUGCAAGCUAAGUUAAUGUCGUCGUACAAUUUGGAUCCGCGUCCCGAAUACGCAAGAGCAAUCUUGAGAUGGAACGAUAAAGAAACACUUCCAAUGGCUUACAGUACGGGAAAUCAAAUCAGUAGCAAGUUACUUAACUGUAACGAUGCUAAUGCGCUUCUAAUGCUGCCAGAAAGAACUGCGGACAAGCAGGUGUUGAAUGAGGGUGAUGUUGUACCAGCGAGGCUUAUUAGUCUUAAAUCUCCAUUAAAAAGAAUUUGGAUUAAUUAGAAAUAUACAUUUA
This is a messenger RNA of Mycetomoellerius zeteki, 4231 nucleotides long. Its product is annotated as gephyrin. Lineage: Eukaryota; Metazoa; Arthropoda; Insecta; Hymenoptera; Formicidae. The transcript has 22 exons. Gene Ontology annotation, cellular component: postsynaptic specialization; cytosol; dendrite. Gene Ontology annotation, molecular function: molybdopterin molybdotransferase activity. The record is from RefSeq and is a predicted model, not a curated record. Gene Ontology annotation, biological process: postsynaptic neurotransmitter receptor diffusion trapping; establishment of synaptic specificity at neuromuscular junction; glycine receptor clustering. The coding region runs from base 214 to 4218 and encodes 1334 amino acids.